Messenger RNA from Ornithodoros turicata, 1838 nucleotides. Its product is annotated as bromodomain and WD repeat-containing DDB_G0285837-like. Lineage: Eukaryota; Metazoa; Arthropoda; Arachnida; Ixodida; Argasidae. The record is from RefSeq and is a predicted model, not a curated record. The transcript has 10 exons. Bases 337 to 1737 code for a protein of 466 amino acids.
GCCAGGUCCUUGUGUGGUUCUGCGUGUUGGAAGAAAGCGCUAGUUUGUUCUCUUGUGUGUCCGCGUUGUAUUCCGUGCUACAUUACUACAAGUAUCUUCCAGGGCGCCCAGUGUGUCACCUUCCAAGGUUCGACCGACCACCUUCCAGCAUGCCACCACCUCAUCCUGUUCGUUCGAAACAUACAUGCUUUUACCGCGGCCUCCCGUGUCACGAGACUUGACGACACAGUUUCCAUGAUCUCUGGCGGACACAUGUGGUGGUUAUUCCUCACCUGCUUACCAGUCCCCUUUGCCAUAUAAGGCUGAUGACAAGACCUCGGAUCUUUAGAAUCCGCAAUGUCGGGGAUGUCCUCGAUGUCCUCGAUGUCGGGGAUGUCCGGGAUAUCCGGUACCGAUGCCGGCGGCGGAGGAGAUGUUGAGCAGCGUGAAGAAAUCGGCUCGAAAGGAGGAGCCGGCGGCGCCGGAGGAAAUGACGACGACGACGGCGACAACUACCCCCCGCCAUCGUAUGGCGGUGGCGAUGCUCCCAACCCUACUGAUAGCCCUGGCACGACAACUACCACGACAACGACGACAAGCACUACAACGACGACAACCACAACAACCACUACAACCACAACAACCACUACAACGACGACGACCACGCACGUCCCCUACCUCUUCCUCAUGUGCACCGUGGGUCAACAUUUCGAGAACGAUCAAGUUUACAAAUCGCUGGGAUGCGAUUACUUAAUCUUCGACAGUGUCAUUCCCACAACAGCUGGGCUCAUCGGGUCUGAAGAUCAGUACGCCUGGACUGCGUUCAAAAGCGUGUCGUGGACAGAACAGCCGAAGCCAGAGUUUGGCAUUUCGUUUCCAGGAAAAUAUGCCACGCGCUUGUCGGCGAGUCUCUCGACCACUGUCACCAAUGAACUGAAGCAGCUGUUCGCCAAAGGGUACAGGUCCUUCGGGGUUCUCAACUGCUACGGAACAGUGGCCGUUCUUUCCGGUACGGAAGGAACCAAACUCAGAGAACUGUUCAACAAAAUCUUCAACGCUAUGACUGCAGCCCAAAGGGGUGCCGGCGUGAACACUUUCUUCGUUGGAGUGCAACUGGCGUCAGGAACUGCAUCGCUAAGCGCCGCAUUCCUGCGGUAUGCCCAUGCUAUAAGCCGCAUGAACAUGCUCAUUGUGCAAAGCCACAUCACACCAGUUCCUCCUAUGAAGGCACCCAACUGCUUUAUCUACCCCACUAGCGCGUGGUCGCAAGCUACCAUCAAGGACAACUCCUAUCCUUCCGUGCAACGAGCCUCCGAAAUGCUCUCUGCCGCACCAGGCUCCGACCUGCAGGCAUUCGGCAUUUCCUUCUCUAUGGCUGCGAAUAUGCACUCCAUCUCCUCCGGCGCGUCGCCUAGUAACACGAGGUUCAAAGAUGCCUGUGUCUCCAGCGCAGUUACCGACAUGAACGACAUAUGUCUCAUCCCGUCAGCGAAUCUCGUUUAUCACACGAACAACACUGAAUCUGUCCACUGGGGCUACGUGACCGGAAAGCGAUUCGUCUACUCCUUCAGUAAAGCGGAGAACCUGGCUGAAUUGUACAACAAAGCUAAGGUGAAUGUGCAAAGCAGCAAGAAGUUUGGCAUUCUGCUAGUGGACAUCCCGUUCGAUUACGGAGAACAGUGUUCUACUGGACAAUUUGCAAGAGUGAAAGCAGUGAGAAACUUUCUCAACGACCUACGACCCACAGCGAACCCGUGAAAGAAUGGAGGGGAGUUACUCCAUUGGUUCGGCGCAUUCUUUUUCUUUUUCCCUUUAGUCGUUCUGAGCUUGCGUAAGCAAUAAAGGUGAUUGAUUGCACA